AGAAAGGAAGCUGAACCUGUGACAGUCAGUAAGAAGGAAACCAAAGUGACUGACAGCACAGAGUGGCUGACUUUCAACAGGAAUAGUCCAGUUUCUGAACCAUUUGGAAUUCCUUGCUUUGAUCCUUCAAGUCUUUAAGUCCUUAAACCCUUGUAAAGAUGAGUUGUAUUCCUGCCUCGCACAGUAUGAGCACCAUUCUCAGUCAAGUAGAAUCUCAGAUGGAGGAGAGUUCAGUUCAGAGAAGAGGAAGCAGUGCCUAUCAGAUCUUUCCAGAAGCCAACAUGAAUCAAGAGUCAGACUCCAGCUCCUAUCCUGACGAUUUUCUCUACAGGAGGGAGCGUCUACCCUCUAUUGUUGUGGAGCCCACAGAGCACACUGAGCUGGAGAGCAGAGAGCUGCACUGGCCUCCACGAUGCCUAAUGAGCAACAAUGUGGAGGAGGAGGAGGAGGAGAACAGCGGUGCUGAUCACACAGAGGGAUCUGUGGAUGGAGAGCAGCAGGAGCACAUGGAAGGCCCAGUUGCCAGGAAGUUUUCUAUUGGACCAUCCCAGAGUCAAUUGUCCCUCUCCCGGCUGACCCCACCUGCUUCCCCAACCCCACCUGAAGCUGCCCCACCCUGUCUGAAAAGCUGAACCAGUACAGCCACUAUGGACUGAUACCAUUGCAGUUCACCUGAACUGUGUGUGUAACCUUUAAAUGUGUAACCAGUGCAUGAAUGCUAUCCCAGUAAAGAGAACCGAAUUGGGAAGGUUGAGUAACGUGAAGAUGAAAUAAGGUCCAUUUCAAAUAACUAAUAUUAAGCUGAUUCCAAUCUAGUUUAAAAUAAUUUGCUUAUUUGCUGCUCUUGUAUCUGACUCUGUGGUAUGAAGGUAAUCAGAGAAAGUAGCAAUGACCUCCAGGACCUUCUCAGGGUGAUUUUUUUCCUAUGUGACACCGAUCUCCUCCAAUAGCAACUAAACAUUUGAUGAAUGACUAUCAAAACCAGUUUCCUAAACACCCAGGCCCAACAUGUCUGUUAUAGCUUUUACUGUAGUAAAGACAGCUCCAACUGUGUCAUAGAAUAACUCAGAAAGGAGGACAUCUCCAUCAUUUACAAAGGACUGACCAGUAUGUUUAUGAGGUCUUGAUAGACCAAAUAAUUUAGAUUUUUAUGUCAAGGAAUUUAGACCAUGUUAGGACACUCUUCAAAAUAUCUUAUGGGUUAAAGGUCAAUUAAGGAAGUCACAAUAUUGUCAACCAGUGUAAUAUUGAUCACUUGAAUAACAUACUCUGUGUAAAAGUUACAGUGAUUAGGUGAUAUCCAUUUUUAAAGAAAAAAUCUGCAUAUAUCAACAAUCAUAUAAUAGAAGAUAAUAUCUGUAUGAACUUCAGUGUUAAAAGUUAUUAUAACCACAGUUAUUUGUGAGCUGCUUUAUCCUCCAGUUUGAUCCUGAAAUACCUGAAUUAUUUUAGUUUUUCACAAAUAUAUUCAUUUUAUUUGCAUCGUGUUGUUGUCAUCCCUGCUUUGUUGACUGACUUUGGUCAUGAUUGAUGAUGAAACAUUAUGGAAUAGCUACAGUCCCAAGUGAGCAAAGCUGAGUCCACAAAUCAUGGCUCACCUGGUAGGGUGGUUAAGGCUUAGUCCUAACUGCAGUGGCCAUGGGUUCAAAUCUGAUCUGUGGCUCUUUGCAGCAUAUAAUCCUCUCUCUAUCUCUCUCUCUCGCUCCCAACAUCUUUCCUGU
Seriola dumerili (greater amberjack) is the source of this 1721-nucleotide messenger RNA. Its product is annotated as protein LBH-like. The coding region runs from base 159 to 632 and encodes 157 amino acids. Gene Ontology annotation, cellular component: nucleus. The transcript is spliced from 4 exons. The record is from RefSeq and is a predicted model, not a curated record. Gene Ontology annotation, biological process: positive regulation of DNA-templated transcription. Lineage: Eukaryota; Metazoa; Chordata; Actinopteri; Carangiformes; Carangidae.